GCUUUUGACUGAGAUAACUAGUCAAUCCAUAGCAGCUAAUAUUAAAGCUGCACUUUCUCGUUUCAUUACGUGUUUUUGGCUGUUUCUUUCUUUUUUUUUUUUUCUGCGACGCCAGAUUAUCUCGAGCAAGGGUACCAAUGCUGCUUCGUAUCCAUGACUUGCUAGUGAAGAAUGACGUGUUGCUCACUAAAUCCGGUAGCUUUUGGUCGUGUAUUUUAAGUUUGUGCAGGCCAACCACGCGUGGAGAUGGGAGGUCAUGACGACGGUGAUGCUUGCGAUGCUUAUUUUCCUUUAUGUUGCUCCGCCCCCAUCACUUGGAUGCGAAGUCGCUCUCUGCUUCGUCUUCUUAUCCUUCUUCGUACCACUCGUAUCUGCGCAACCCAGACAUGAAGUGUAUGAUUACCUACCAGGUACCAUACAUAGAAUGUACUACAUACGUAGUAUGUACGGCAGCGCACCGAUGCGGAUUGAUAAGCGACGUGCGCAGCAACGGAGUUUCCGUGGGCAUUUCUGCGCAAAAGACCCAACAAAGCCGUUGCGGUCCCCUUUAAACCCGGGUGCCUCUUUUUUAACUACGGAGGUCGGCCGAGACUACCAAAUAGGCAAAUGGGCAAGUUUGCUCUUCUUGGCAUUUUUUUUUUUUUUAUGGGUGAUUCGCCGUCCGGCGUUUAUCUUCGGUGCCGUAUCGGCGAUGGUUGAAAAUAGGCGGCAUCCCGAUCUCCAGUUCGAUCGGAUGAAGCUGCCGUGCGGUCAGUGUCGGCAGGCCUUUAGGAGAAGGAGAUGUGGAUUCCAGCAUGUAAUAGAAAUUUCCGUAUCCCGUGCCCUGUUGUGUUGUGUUGUGUUGAGGCUGAAUUCCCUUCUUCUUCUUUGGUUGCCUGCGAUCUUGGUCCUUUUUUUUUAUUUAUUUAUUUGGAUGGAGGCCCUACGCCCGGUCAUUUGACUUACAAAAGAACAUCAUCGAGCUCUUUCGCGGAUUGGAUCAAUACUUUGGUGUCGCGUGCUCUUUUUUGGGGGGGCCUUCUUUUUUCUGUUUGGUAUACUUGAACAGUAUACCAGUAUUGCUUCACAUUUGCGACCCGAGCUUUGCGUUGCGGUGG
Messenger RNA from Trichoderma asperellum CBS 433.97, 1097 nucleotides. NCBI's taxonomy places the organism in Eukaryota, Fungi, Ascomycota, Sordariomycetes, Hypocreales, Hypocreaceae. The record is from RefSeq and is a predicted model, not a curated record.